GGGCCGGCCGGUCCUCUCCGCCCGCGCCUCCCGGCCCUAGACGUGCGAGACCGACCCGCCGGCUCCAGGGCUCCGAAGCCGGAGAGCGAAGCGCGCCAAGAGACAAGGAUGGCUGCAGGAGUCUUGCCGCAGAGUGAAGAACCAUAUUCCACGUUGGUGAAUAACAGUGGGCAUGCUGCACACAUGGAUGAAAAUUCAGAACGCCCAACUCCAAAAUACACAAAAGUGGGAGAACGUUUACGGCAUGUCAUCCCCGGGCACAUGGCGUGCUCCAUGGCCUGUGGUGGGAGAGCAUGUAAGUAUGAGAACCCAGCCCGCUGGAGUGAGCAGGAGCAAGCCAUUAAGGGAGUUUACUCAUCCUGGGUCACUGACAAUAUCCUGGCCAUGGCUCGUCCGUCCUCUGAGCUGCUGCAGAAGUAUCACAUCAUCGAGCAGUUCCUCAGUCAAGGCAUAAAAACAAUAAUCAACCUGCAGCGUCCUGGAGAGCACGCCAGCUGUGGGAACGCUCUGGAACAAGAGAGUGGCUUCACAUACCUUCCUGAGGCGUUCAUGGAGGCUGGGAUUUAUUUCUACAACUUCGGGUGGAAGGAUUAUGGCGUGGCUUCCCUCACUGCCAUCUUAGACAUGGUAAAGGUGAUGACAUUUGCCUUACAGGAAGGAAAAGUAGCUGUCCACUGCCACGCAGGGCUCGGGCGAACAGGUGUGCUAAUAGCGUGUUAUUUAGUUUUUGCAACAAGGAUGACUGCUGACCAAGCAAUUAUAUUUGUGCGGGCAAAACGCCCCAAUUCCAUACAAACCAGAGGACAGCUGCUCUGUGUACGGGAAUUCACCCAGUUUCUGGCUCCACUCCGUAAUAUUUUCUCUUGCUGUGACCCCAAAGCACAUGCUAUUACCUUAGCCCAGUACCUGAUUCGCCAGCGUCAUCUGCUUCAUGGUUAUGAGGCACGACUUCUGAAAUACGUGCCAAAGAUCAUCCACCUAGUUUGCAAACUGCUGCUUGACUUGGCUGAGAACAGGCCAAUAGUGAUGAAGAGCACAUUAGAAGGACCUGAACUCUCUGCUGAAAUCGAAAAGACUGUGUCUGAGAUGGUCACAAUGCAACUAGAUCAAGAGUUACUGAGGCAAAACAGUGAUGUGCCUGACCCGUUUAACCCCACUGCAGAGGUGGCCGAGUUAGAGAAUCAGGAUGGGAUUCUUUCUAAUGAGCAUGUGUUUGACCCCCUCUGGAAGAGGAGGAAUAUUGAGUGCCUUCAGCCCCUGACACAUCUGAAAAGGCAGCUCAGCUACAGUGACUCAGACUUAAAGAAGGCCAAAGCCAUCCUGGAGCAAGGGGAGACGCCUUGGACAGUGCCUGCCCAGGAGCUGCUAGACCAUAGUCUCCAGCAUCAGAAGCCCACGAGCCACUGUUACAUGCCACCGACACCAGAGCUAGGUUUUAACAAGGAUGCAUUGGUUCAAAAUACAUUUUCUUUCUGGACUCAAUCAAAGUGUGGAGGCUUAGAAGGACUCAAGGAUGAGGGAUCACUGCUUUUGUGCAGGAAGGAUAUUCUGAAGGAAGUACAGCGAAGCAGAACCUUCUCUGUGGGUGUUUCCUGUUCACACAAUCCUGGAGAACCAGUGCCACCCAACUUCACAAGUAUCCAUAAGGAUCCAGAGCAAGUCACCCACUGCCAGUGUGAGGCUCCUGGUGGUUGGGUUCCAGGCCCUGUUCACGAGACGGGCAGGAGCCCCUGCAGCCCUCAGAACUGUGGCUCCAGUCCGAAGGCGCAGUUCCCAUAUGGACAGGAAACCCAGGACAGCACAUACCUGUCGGAGGCAGUGCCACAUGCUGGUCUGCAGCCUGAACUGAGUGCUGAAGCAAGGAGAAUACUGGCAGCCAAAGCCCUGGCAAACUUAACUGAGUUUGUUGAAAAGGAGGAAGUGAAAAGGAAAGUGGAAAUGUGGCAGAAAGAACUGAAUUCCCGAGAGGGAGCCUGGGAACGAAUAUGUGGUGAGAGAGACCCUUUCAUCUUGUGCAGUUUGAUGUGGUCUUGGGUGGAGCAACUGAAAGAGCCUGUAAUCACCAAAGAGGAUGUGGACAUGCUGGUCCACAGACAAGCAGAUGCUGCUGAAGCCCUGUUUUUACUAGAGAAGGGGCAGUACCAGACCAUCCUCUGUGUGCUGCACUGCAUCGUGAGCCUGCAGACGCUUCCGGUGGAGCUGGAGGAAGCUUGCCUUACACACGCCAUUAAAGCUUUCACAAAGGUUAAUUUUGAUUCUGAAAAUGGACCAAUAGUUUACGACACCUUGAAAAAAAUAUUUAAGCACACGUUGGAAGAAAAGAGAAAAAUGGCAAAAGACAGCCUGAGGCCUGGCCUCCUCUGAGGCUUCCUUCUCUGGACAAGCAUCCAGCUUAAGCAUCCCUCCCUCCUAAGGGCGGCGCUUCUGCUCUGCGUGGACCAAAGCUGGCUGUGCUUCCUUGCCUCCGUCCCUCGUCAGUUCUGUCUCCUGUGCUGAGAGUGACUGUUUGUUUUUUUGUUAUUUAUUUUAAAAUAUCUUUGAGCUGUGUCUUGAAAAGUUGCCAUAAAGUUGGUGCCAUUUUAUUUAUUUACUGAAUUGAUAUCGUUGUGUUGACAUUUUAAGUAUAUCUGUGUCCUUACUCUUUUUGACAUUUUGGAGAAAAAAAUAUAACCCUUUCAAACCAGUUAUUAUUUUUUUUUGACAAAACUCUUUGUGGCGUUUUUACCAAAUAGAUCAUUUUAGUAGUAAAACUUCGCUAUGUAUCCAUCCCAAGACAUGUCUCCCCUCCCUCAGAGAUAUGACCUAAGAUAGUCACCAAGUGUCUUAAACUGUUUUAUAUUUGUUACUAAGAAGGCUGUUAAUACAUUUGAAAUGACUUUUAAAAA
Molecule: messenger RNA, 2885 nt
Organism: Grammomys surdaster
Lineage: Eukaryota; Metazoa; Chordata; Mammalia; Rodentia; Muridae
Gene: Ptpdc1
Product: protein tyrosine phosphatase domain containing 1
Exons: 10
Coding region: 109-2364 (751 amino acids)
Biological process (GO): cilium assembly; protein dephosphorylation
Molecular function (GO): protein tyrosine/serine/threonine phosphatase activity
Source: RefSeq, a predicted model, not a curated record